GGGGUCUAUUUAAAAUCUGGUGAGUGUCAGAGAAAUGUUUAUGGUUAUUUUCUGUUUUUGAUUCUUUAUCCAACACAUUGAUUUUAAUAACCUUCUACUUAAUAAUCACCAUUACAAACUUCUUAAAUUAGUCUGCUUAAGUGGCCAUUGUUUGUACCUACUUAAAGUGUUACUCGUACAUGUUUGGAUUGCCGUCUGUUUCCUUAUGUUUACCUUUUUUCCAGGUGGAUUUCUGAUUGGAAGAACUGUGGCUGCUUUGAUAACUAUGACGAUUGGGACCUCGAUGGCUGCUCGUCAAGGUCCUCUAGCUAUGGCUGCUCAUCAAAUCUGUAUGCAAGUGUGGUUGGCUGUCUCUCUUUUAACUGAUGGAUUGGCCGCAUCUGGUCAGGUCUACACUCCGAGGAAUGCGCCUAUACUAGUGAGGAAAUUGAUGUGGUUCGUGAGCAACGGGCUAAGUGUUUUACCCGCAAGUAUUUACUAUUGGCUUGAGCGCGCUUGAUCGAGGUGGUUUAGUUGUUAUAGAACAAUCGUUUCCAUUAAAAUGUAUGCGUACAUUGAAAUUGGAACGUAUAUUUGAAUGUAGUACGUGCACUUUGGUUUUGGGAUAUAUAUAUAUGUAUA
Molecule: messenger RNA, 621 nt
Organism: Spinacia oleracea (spinach)
Lineage: Eukaryota; Viridiplantae; Streptophyta; Magnoliopsida; Caryophyllales; Amaranthaceae
Product: protein DETOXIFICATION 45, chloroplastic-like
Exons: 2
Coding region: 206-499 (97 amino acids)
Cellular component (GO): chloroplast
Source: RefSeq, a predicted model, not a curated record